AUGAAAAACGCGGAAGGAUACACUGUACAGUGGUUCAAAGGUGCAGAAAAGGUCGAGAAAUCGGAUCGGUUGAAGUCCGUCAAAACUGGCAACUCGUUCAAGCUUGACUUCAAGAGUGUGGAACCAACCGACGAAGGUGUAUAUGUAGCAAAAGUCGUGAAAGAUAAGAAAGCAGUGGCCAAAUACGCCGCUGCCCUUCAUGUAGAGCCCUAG
Molecule: messenger RNA, 213 nt
Organism: Ostertagia ostertagi
Lineage: Eukaryota; Metazoa; Nematoda; Chromadorea; Rhabditida; Trichostrongylidae
Source: the annotation of a GenBank genome assembly